Molecule: messenger RNA, 2317 nt
Organism: Pundamilia nyererei
Lineage: Eukaryota; Metazoa; Chordata; Actinopteri; Cichliformes; Cichlidae
Gene: csnk1g2b
Product: casein kinase 1, gamma 2b
Exons: 12
Coding region: 874-2223 (449 amino acids)
Biological process (GO): protein phosphorylation
Molecular function (GO): ATP binding; protein serine/threonine kinase activity
Source: RefSeq, a predicted model, not a curated record
CUGAGCAGCUCUACACUUGCAGCAUGUUAGUUUCAGUUUUACCGGUGGUGCACAUGUGUCAAUCAAAAGCAACCGGUCUGGUCUGGAGCACGUAGUCGGGGAGCUACGAUCGCCUGAUGUUUCUGGUUAUUCACCAAAGCGGUUGCGCCGGUUUUCCAGCGUAGCGCCGUGUGGCGUGAGCCCGGGUGACGCUGUGCAGUUAAGGGAGGCUUAAAGAGACAACAGUGAAAUCAUAGCAACUUGAGGAUAAGAGGCACCAGACGAGGAAGAUAGCGACGAACGCAGAACCAUGACUUCGACUGCGUUUCGAUAGCUAACAUUUAAAGAUAACAAACCAACAUCACCCCAGACUGUUCGUUCCUGCUGUCAGUGUAAUUCCGGGUUGCCCGCUAAGCUGUGGCCCUGCAUCAUGGAGAGCGUCCAAAGUGUCACUGAAGGCUGACCAGAAGGAAUGAGGCACUCCAGGAGAUGUUCCCAAGUGGCCUUGUGGAUGCAGUAGUUGCGUUUCCGAGUGCUUUUUUAUGACUAGUGUUGCAUGUGUGUCUUUGGACACAUCCUAACAUCACCUGCCUAUUUGUCAGGCGGGGACAUGAUGCUCUGAGACUGGAGAAACGCACAACAAAGAAGCCCCUCUGGUAAACGAAGAAAAAAGGAAAAAGCUGUCCAAUAGACACACGGGUCCAUUCGGCUGCAGUUUUGGCUCAUUUAAGUGUCUUCUGAACCGCUUCGCAUUUUAACAGCAACACCUUUCCUCUGUCCUGUGAGGCGUUCCCCCCCCCCCCCCCUCUCUAAAACAGUCUCCAUUGUCAUUGGAGUUUCUAUGGUUUGCAUGGCUGGAAAAUAACCGUGGAGAGGCCAGGGUAUCACAAGCUUAUGGAUUUUGACAAGAGAGGGGGCAAGGGAGAGACAGAGGAAGGGAAAAAGAUGUCUAAGACAACAAGCAGCAGGCCUGGACAUGGGGGCAGGAGUACAGGGAGCAAUUCUGGAGUUCUUAUGGUUGGUCCAAACUUCCGCGUGGGUAAAAAAAUUGGCUGUGGAAACUUUGGAGAACUGCGGCUAGGAAAAAAUCUCUAUACUAACGAAUAUGUGGCCAUUAAGUUGGAACCUAUCAAAUCCAGGGCGCCGCAGCUCCAUUUGGAGUAUAGAUUUUACAAACAGUUGGGGAAUUCAGAGGGAAUCCCUCAGGUGUACUACUUUGGUCCUUGUGGGAAAUACAAUGCCAUGGUGCUGGAGCUGCUUGGACCCAGUCUAGAGGACCUGUUUGACCUCUGUGACCGCACCUUCUCCCUCAAGACCGUCCUCAUGAUAGCCAUACAGCUGAUAACACGGAUGGAGUAUGUCCACACCAAGAGUCUGAUCUACAGAGACGUGAAGCCUGAAAACUUUCUUGUUGGGCGGCCAGGAAGCAAGAGGCAGCACACCAUCCACAUCAUUGACUUUGGUCUGGCCAAAGAAUACAUAGACCCCGAGACCAAAAAACACAUCCCCUAUCGGGAGCACAAAAGUCUGACUGGGACGGCACGCUACAUGAGCAUUAACACACACCUGGGAAAGGAACAAAGCAGAAGGGACGAUUUGGAGGCCUUGGGUCACAUGUUCAUGUACUUCCUUCGAGGCAGCCUUCCCUGGCAAGGCCUAAAGGCCGACACCCUGAAGGAGAGGUAUCAGAAAAUUGGAGACACCAAGCGAGCAACGCCGAUUGAAGUCCUUUGUGAAAGUUUCCCUGAAGAGAUGGCCACCUACCUGCGCUAUGUGAGGAGGCUGGAUUUCUUUGAGAAGCCGGAUUACGAUUACUUGAGGAAGCUCUUCACCGAUCUGUUUGAUAGGAACGGCUACGUCUUCGACUACGAAUACGACUGGGUCGGCAAAUCGCUCCCCACACCGAUAGGCCCCAUCCCCAGUGACACGCCCGUGCAGCCCAACAGCAGAGACAAAGCACAACAGCAGACCAAAAACCCGUCGCCUGAGCCCAAAGGAAGUGAGUCUCAGCCCACUCCCGUGACCAAUAAGGAGACUCUGGGGUCGCACCUCACAGCUGAGCGGCUGGGGGGCUCUGUUCAGGUGAUGAGCUCAACAAAUGGCGAGCUGAACACUGAUGAUCCCACAGCCGGACACUCCAACGCUCCCAUCACCGCUCCCACCGAGGUUGACGUACCUGAUGAAACCAAGUGCUGUUGCUUCUUCAAAAGGAGAAAGAGGAAAGCGCUCCAGAGGCACAAGUGAAAGAAGAGAACAGAGAGAACUUGAAACAUUGUGGUCACGGUCAAGUUUUAAAUGGAAGCAACUACACAGACCCCCCCACCGCCCAUUAUCUCUU